AAUGCCUGAGAGGACACUAUCCACUAUCUACACCUCCAUUUAUAUUGGUCUUCUCGGAGAUCUGGCAUUAGACGACCCCUCUCUUCAGGACAUCCUCACAGAUAUUACGCUCGGCGACAUUUUUGCUGAUUCAACCUCCAUAUCCGCACCAGAAUCAGCAUCGCCUGGCAACACCCAAGUCUCCAAUGACGAUUUGGAUCGGCCCAAGGUUGUUUAUGGACCUUUCCAAGAACAAGAAUUGCUUGCGUUUGGAACGCCUAUUCGCCGCCAGCUCGAUGCUUCGACUAGGCAGCGCCUUCUUGACAAGAUAAGGACUACACUUCGGUCUAUAGCUCUCUUCUUCGAUGGAGAUGCAUCUCAUGUUGGUGAAACCGACGGGAAGUUUAUCGAGCUACCUGAUAACAUACAAAAGCAUAAAAGCGAGAUAGAAGCGACAAGACAACAGGUCACAAGACUAUCUUCUCACUUAGCAGAGCUCAUCAUCCAGAUUUCGCAGGCCCAUGAAGGGUUCGAUCCCGAGCUAAAGCAAGCGAUCUAUACUACUCUCCCGGCCUACAAUGCCGCACGUUCCGCCUCAAUAGAUCUGCUAGCUGCCACUAUCGAGGCAUCACUCAUCAAACUUUCCCUCCUACAAGCCCGCACUGAGCGAGCCUUCUACAGACAUCACCCAAAAAAUAGCUCCGGUGGAAAGAAAACGAUCGCGGACGCGAUUGAAGCUGCGUUCUCCGCACUCAAAUCGGAAGAGAAAGAACUUAAAGCUGAAUCAGAUUCUCUGGAUCAGCAACUUCGAGAAUACGAAACCUUGCUGCGGCUAGUGGACGGCGGGAACGGCGGAUAUCAGCAAAUUGUCAACGACUGGACAAGGGUCAAGCAGGAUACGGACGAAUGUCUGAAAGACCUUCGACGGCUUGGAUGGACAGGCGACUG
Cyclocybe aegerita is the source of this 927-nucleotide messenger RNA. The record is from the annotation of a GenBank genome assembly. Lineage: Eukaryota; Fungi; Basidiomycota; Agaricomycetes; Agaricales; Hemipholiotaceae.